This is a messenger RNA of Daldinia decipiens, 726 nucleotides long. Its product is annotated as acetyltransferase. Bases 1 to 726 code for a protein of 241 amino acids. NCBI's taxonomy places the organism in Eukaryota, Fungi, Ascomycota, Sordariomycetes, Xylariales, Hypoxylaceae. The record is from RefSeq and is a predicted model, not a curated record. The transcript has 2 exons. Gene Ontology annotation, molecular function: protein N-terminal-serine acetyltransferase activity; protein-N-terminal-alanine acetyltransferase activity.
AUGGCAAAUCGUACCCUAAACCCACUCGGGGAAAUCGUCAACGGUAACGCAGCUCAACGUCCGUCCCGAGAUACGAAAUUGAUCGGCCGAUAUGUGACGCUAGUCGGCCUGUCCGCAGCCCAUGCCGAUCCGCUGUAUCCACAUAUAUCGGGCCCCGAAAACGCACAUCUCUGGGACUACAUGUUUGAGGGGCCGUACGACGACAUCGCCAAGUACCGGUCUAGUCUAAAGGCUAAGGAGGCUAGCCAGGACCCAAUCUUCUAUGCCAUCCUAUUAAAUGACAAGGUUGCCGAGGCAGAAAACAACGAGGAGAGCGGGAGGGUCGUUGGUAUAGCCAGCUAUUUGCGUAUCGAUCCAAGACACCGCUCUAUCGAGGUCGGUCACCUCAUGUACUCGUCACAGCUGCAGCGCACACCUGCCGCUACCGAGGCUAUGUACCUGAUGCUACGUCACGUAUUCGAGGAUCUAGGAUACCGAAGAUACGAAUGGAAGUGCAAUUCGCUCAACGCGCCAAGUAGAAGAGCAGCUCUACGUCUCGGAUUCACAUACGAGGGGCUCUUCAGAAAGCACUUGAUCGCCAAAGGCCGCAAUAGAGAUACUGCGUGGUAUUCUAUCGUCGAUGACGAGUGGCCCGGUGUUAAGAAAGCGCUUGAAGCUUGGUUAGAUCCUGCCAACUUUGAUAGCGAUGGUAGACAGCGGAAGAAAUUAGAGGAGUUUAGACAAUGA